CUCUACACUGCAGGAGUCUGUUAUGAAGUGUGUUUUCUGAGCACACAAGGGGAACAGUUACACCAGAGGAGAGAGAAAACGUUAACUAUGAUCUCCAUUCUGGUGUCUAUAACAUGAUGAAUCUGAGCCAUCAAGCAGCACUGGAUUCUGUUGAUUCACAACCAACGCUCUGUUUAAUGCUGCUAAAGUUCCCUUGAAGAGGACAAGCCAUUAAAGGUAAUGGCCAUAACUAAGAAUGGCUUGACCAUCUUUGCCCUUGUCGUGACACUUGUUAUUUUGGGAACACAGAACAUCUUUGAGUUUUCACGUCUGGUUUCACCGCCUCAGGAAGGCGAAACAGAAGAAGACUGUCUACCUCACACCAGACAGAGAAGAAAUGGGCAGUACAACAGUUUAGUAUCAUCAAAUAUGAUGAACCAACAGUUUGCUCAGCAAGCUCCGAUUGAGUAUGAAGUGGAGGUGGAGCUGAAUGUGACAGAUGUUGGGGCAGUGGAUUAUCUCAGGAGACUGCUGAACAACAGCACCUUUUCCCUGGCUGUGGGUCCCACUGUGAAUGUCACGCACAUUGACAUCAACACAGUGUGUUACCCAAAUGGCACCAACUUCCAGUGCAAAUGUGAAGAUCAGUAUGUUUGGUCACACACAAACUGUGUAACAUAUGGAGCCUGUGAUGCGAUCACUAACGACACGUGCAGAUGCAUCAACAGUAUCCCAACCAAUGGAGAAUACUGCCAGCCAAAGACAGAAGUUGUUCAGCUGUACGGAUACAUGCUCGAAGUGGAAGUCGGCGUCAGCGACAUUGCACUGGUGGGACCGUUAACAGACGCCUUGGAGAACAUCAGUUUUCCUGUUAGAGUCAGCAACACAGUCAACAUCACGCAAAUUGACAUUUUAUUUACUGUGCCGUCAAUUAUUUAUGAAUACCAGAUCUUCAUUGAGGUGGAGACUACAGAUGCAGAUCAGCUGAGAAACACCCUGAAAAACAUAACUUUCCCGGCCCAAAUAAGCACGCAAGUAAACAUCUCAAACGCUGAUAUAACUACAGUUUGCAGCCAAGAUGGCGCUGGUUUCCAGUGCCGCUGUGAGGAUGACUACCUUUUGCCUUGUGACAAAUGUGCCACCUACGGAAAAUGUGACAGUGAUACAAACAACACGUGCAGCUGCAUCAGAGCGAUUCCCACAGAUGGACAAUACUGUCAGUCAAUACAGCAUCAAAACCUUACAGGAUGUUCUCUGGAAACAGUUGUUUAUGAGUACAUCGUUUCUGUUGAGUUGAACAUCUCAGAUGUUUCGUUGAUCGAUCAACUGAGGACCAUUGUGAACAACAUCAGUUCCCCCAUCAGCAUCAACAACCACAUACAAAUCUCUGAGGUCAACAUUUCUACAGUUUGCUCUCCGAGCAGCGGUGGUUUCCAGUGCAGAUGUGAGGAUCAAUACAUUUGGUCAUGUGACCAAUGUUUAACAUACGGAUCCUGUGACAACAGCACCUAUGACACAUGUGGUUGCAUCAAUGCUCUUCCUCCUGAUGGACAAUAUUGCCAGCCUGUUGACCAAUACAACUUCACAGCUUGUCUCCCAUCAACACCCUCUCCACCAACAACUCCUCCAGUUGUUUAUGAGUACAUCAUUUCUGUUGAGUUGAACAUCUCAGAUGUUUCACUGAUCGAUCAACUGAGGACCAUUGUGAACAACAUCAGUUCCCCCAUCAGCAUCAACAACCACAUACAAAUCUCUGAGGUCAACAUUUCUACAGUUUGCUCUCCGAGCAGCGGUGGUUUCCAGUGCAGAUGUGAGGAUCAAUACAUUUGGUCAUGUGACCAAUGUUUAACAUACGGAUCCUGUGACAACAGCACCUAUGACACAUGUGGUUGCAUCAAUGCUCUUCCUCCUGAUGGACAAUAUUGCCAGCCUGUUGACCAACACAACUUCACAGCUUGUCUCCCAUCAACACCCUCUCCACCAACAACUCCUCCAGUUGUUUAUGAGUACAUCAUUUCUGUUGAGUUGAACAUCUCAGAUGUUUCACUGAUCGAUCAACUGAGGACCAUUGUGAGCAACAUCAGUUCCCCCAUCAGCAUCAACAACCACAUACAAAUCUCUGAGGUCAACAUUUCUACAGUUUGCUCUCCGAGCAGCGGUGGUUUCCAGUGCAGAUGUGAGGAUCAAUACAUUUGGUCAUGUGACCAAUGUUUAACAUACGGAUCCUGUGACAACAGCACCUAUGACACAUGUGGUUGCAUCAAUGCUCUUCCUCCUGAUGGACAAUAUUGCCAGCCUGUUGACCAAUACAACUUCACAGCUUGUCUCCCAUCAACACCCUCUCCACCAACAACUCCUCCAGUUGUUUAUGAGUACAUCAUUUCUGUUGAGUUGAACAUCUCGGAUGUUUCGUUGAUCGAUCAACUGAGGACCAUUGUGAGCAACAUCAGUUCCCCCAUCAGCAUCAACAACCACAUACAAAUCUCUGAGGUCAACAUUUCUACAGUUUGUUACCCUAAUGGAACGACACAUCAGUGCAGAUGUGAAGGGCAGUUUCUUUGGCCUUGUCACAUGUGCUCCACUUAUGGCAAAUGUUAUGAAGGAUUUGACAACAGCUGUAGAUGCAUCAACACCAUUCCUCCAGAUGGCUCUUACUGCCAGCCGUGGACAGAACUCUUCAUUUGUCCAUCACCAAGUCCUCCAAAUGAUUCAACAUCUGUUACCACAACAGCUACUAACACUACAACAGCUGCAACACCAACAACAUCUGUAACAAAUACAACAACAGACGCUACAACGGGUGCGAACACAACAAUGUUUACGACAACACCAACAACAGCUGUAACAAAUUCAACACAUUUUACCACAACAGAUAUGAACACGACAACAACUGCUACACCAACAACAACGGUAACAAAUUCAACAACAGACGCUACAACAGGUGCGAACACAACAACGUUUACGACAACACCAACAACAACUUUAACAAAUUCAACAACAGGUGUGAACACAACAAUUUUUACCACAACACCACCAACAACAACUGUAACAAAUUCGACAACAGUCGCUACAACAAGUUUGAACACAACAACAGUCGCUACAACGGGUGUGAACACAACAACAUUCACUACAACGGGUGUGAAUACAACAACAGCUGCUACAACGGGUGUGAACGCAACAACAGUAGCUACAACGGGUGUGAACGCAACAACAGCAGCUACAACAGGUGUGAACACAACAACAGCUGCUACAACGGGUGUGAACGCAACAACAGUAGCUACAACGGGUGUGAACACAACAGUAGCUACAACAGGUGUGAACACAACAACAGUAGCUACAACGGGUGUGAACACAACAACAGUAGCUACAACGGGUGUGAAUACAACAACAGUCGGUACAACAGGUUUGAACACAACAACAGUCGCUACAACGGGUGUGAAUACAACAACAGUCGCUACAACGGGUGUGAAUACAACAACAGUCGGUACAACGGGUUUGAACACAACAACAGUCGCUACAACGGUUGUGAACACAACAACAGUCGCUACAACGGGUGUGAACACAACAACAGUCGCUACAAUGGGUGUGAAUACAACAACAGUCGGUACAACAGGUGUGAACACAACAACACUCACUACAACAGGUGUGAAUACAACAACAGCUGGUACAACAGGUGUGAACACAACAACAGUCGCUACAACGGGUGUGAGCACAACAACAGUCGCUACAACGGGUGUGAACACAACAACAGUCCCUACAACAAGUGUGAGCACAACAACAGUCGCUACAACGGGUGUGAACACAACAACAGUCCCUACAACGGGUGUGAACACAACAACAGUCCCUACAACAAGUGUGAGCACAACAACAGUCGCUACAACGGGUGUGAACACAACAACAGCUGCUACAACAGGUGUGAGCACAACAACAGCCGCUACAACGGGUGUGAACACAACAACAGUCGCUACAACACCAAUACCAACAAUAAAUGUAACACCUACUGAUGUGACCAGCCGAAAUACCACAAUCAGCUCACUGUCAGAUGCUCCAACCACACCUACUUCAACUACUAGCGCGGCUACUACUACUAUCACUUCCCCCACAACAACCACUACUACGGGAAUCAACCUGGAAAUGUCGAUUAGAUUAGACAUGGACUACACAUCAGAAUUAAAUGAUCCAACAAGUGCAGAGUACAGGGACCUUGUAUCACGUAUUCUUCCAGUGGUAAAAGACCUGUAUAAAGAAAUCUCAGGAUAUAUCGGUGUUUCUGUGACGAGAUUCAGAGAAGGAAGCGUAAUUACAGACUUUGUUGUUGAGACAACACAAAUUGUCCCUGGUGAAAUAGCCACUGCAAUUCAAAAUCUCCCUGAUGCAAUGAUUGGUAUUGCCCCUGUCAUUGGCCCAGUUUCUGCAUUUUACAGGAGUUCAACACCAAUCAGCAUUCCUGACCUCACUUAUACUGGGAACACCAUGACGCUGACGUGUGGCCCUCCAAGAAAAAUUAAUGUGGGACAGAUUGAUAGUUCUGCAUGGAAAUUUAAAGGACGGGAAAUUAAAAAUGAUGGAAGGAUGGAAAUAAAUACUACUGACAAUAUAUCUGAGCUUAAAGUUAAAAACAUCAUUCUUGCUGAUAGGGGAUUUUACACUUGUACUCUGAGGAGCACAGCACUGGAUUUCCUCCAAGAAGGAGAUGUAACAGAAGCUAAUAUCAGACAAGCUCCCAUUGUGCGACUACAGAGUGAAGUUAACGUAAGAUGCGAAAACGAAGCGAUGCAACCACUAACGUGUUGUGUGCAGCGCCCCUUCAUGGUCGAGUGGUUUCUAGAUGGAAACCAAUUACAGUCAGUAAAGGAUGGAGAAGCCAACUGCAUCAGGCAUGAUUACAACCUAAGAAGCUGCAGUGGAUCACCGCAAAAAACACUACGUUUUAUAUGUAGGGUAGUUGACGCUACGAGUUAUGAAAUGACAAUGAUAAUGACCAUUUUCCAAGAUGCUGUCAGGUGUAAUGACACUCAGUAUGGGGUCGGGCGAGAAGGGGACAGAUCAAGCAUAGAGUGUGCUCAAGGUCAAGAGGGAAGCAAGACUGCCAUCUGUCAGGAAACAGGAGAGUGGAAACUUCAGGAGGAUACCUGCAUUGUAACAAAAAUCAAGGAACUAUUAAUUGAUUCACAGGAUUUGGCGAAGGACGAAGUGCCACAAUUUGUGGCAAAUCUAAAUGAAACUGUCCAGCAACAGCGAACAGAAAUUGCAAAUUCAUCUGCGACCAUAUCAGCUGUCGUUGACAUCCUUAACACCGUCGCAACCGUUUCAACUGCUGUGAAUGAAACUGUCAUGCAUGAUGUAAUAUCCACUAUUGAUUCCAUUGUUGGUGAGGAUGCGAGAGAGUCCUGGGCAAUUCUGAAUGCGAAUGAAACCCGCAACUCCAGCUCAGUGUUACUGGGUUCUCUGGAGACUAUCUCAGAUCAACUGGUUGGGGAGUUUUCCAUCAAGACCACACGGAUCCUGCUCAACAGAACCACGUUUAACAACUCCUUCAGGGCAGACCUGAACUCCAGCAUCGUCAUAGACAUUCCAAACACCAACAUUAACAAAGUCUCCAUUACCACCAUCACCCUGUCCACCCUUAAUAAUGUCAUGCCAUCACGGAACUCCACCUUUGAUGCCAGCCUCUUCAACGCCACCAGCAAUGAAACUGUCAGUGACAACGCCAUCAACGCAGCUGUGUUGCUCGUCAAGAUAAACGCAACGAUUAGGAAUGUCAGUCUGAGCUACGACAAGCUGAACAACUCCUUGACGCUGAACCCACAGUGUGUCUUCUGGAACUUUACACUCUUCGGUAAUCUUGGAGCGUGGGAUGAUGAAGGGUGCGAGUUUGUUUCAGACAAAAAUAACACAGUAACCUGCCACUGUAACCACCUGACCUCCUUCUCCAUUCUGAUGGCGACGAAAAUCCCUCCAUCUCUGAGAGAAGCUUUGGAUAUAAUCACUUAUGUUGGAGUUGGGAUAUCUCUGGCAAGCUUAGUCAUAUGUCUGAUUAUUGAAGGAUAUGUCUGGAAAGCCAUUACCAGAAAUAGCACUGCGUUCAUGCGUCAUGUUUCCAUCGUCAAUACUGCCCUGUCUCUGCUGAUCGCUGACAUCUGUUUCCUCAUCGGCGCCUCUAUAGCGAAGAACCCCCUUGAAAACCCAGGGGAGGACCAUGCAGUUCCAAUUGGACCGUGUAGCACUGCAACUUUUUUUAUGCACUUUUUCUACCUUUCUCUUUUCUUCUGGAUGCUCGUGUCAGGACUUCUGCUCUUUUACCGGACGGUCAUGGUCUUCUCACACAUGUCCAAGUCAACCAUGUUGGCCAUUGGGUUCUGUUUAGGCUAUGGCUGCCCUCUGAUUAUAGCUGUUAUUACUGUUGCCGUCACAGCAUCAGGGAAUGGAUACAUCAGGAGAUUCGACGCUUGCUGGCUGAACUGGAUUGAGACAAAGGCCCUCCUGGCCAUGGUGAUACCUGCCUUGACCAUAGUUUUCAUCAACAUUUUAAUCGUAGUUGUGGUCUUGUUCAAAAUGCUGAGAAGAGGCACGGGAACCACUGCCCAUCCAGAUGAAAAACAUACUCUGGUGGUCAUUACAAGAUGUGUGAUCAUUUUGACUCCUUUAUUUGGACUGACCUGGUCUUUGGGAGUGGGAACCAUGGUGUCAUCAACAAAUAAAGGAAUCCAUAUUGCCUUCGCAUUCUUCAAUUCACUACAGGGUUUCUUCAUUUUAGUGUUUGGGACACUAUUCGACUCAAAGAUCCGUUCUAUCCUCUCAAGGAGAGUACCUACAACAAGCACCGGCACUGGCUCUAAUUCAACAGGAAGUACGAGUGGUGGCAUUUCCUCAUUGAGUGGAACAAAUUUUAUAAGUCGACUACUUGGAAGAAGAUAUAUCUACAAUGUUUCACAAGCUGCCAGCUCUAACAGCGGAGGUGCAUCAGAGUCAUUUGUCAAUAUCUGAAUCAAUACAACAAUCUGUACAUAAAAUGAUUUAAAUAUUCAUAAGAUUUGUCAGGUAUUCAUUCAAGUACAUUGUGAGGUAUUCAUUUUCAGUAGAUAAUCAGAAACUAGGUUUUUAUGACAAUUUGAAGUUCACUGGAAUGAUAAUGUAAAUGGUGGUGCAACAAACAUGUUUUGAAAUCAAGAGAUCACUGUUCUCACUGUUUUGAAACAGUUGACGCUGCUGUGUUUGGUAACACUUAAAGAUCACACAAGCCAGAGUAGUAACAAAGGAACUUGUAAGAAGGAAGCAUUUUGUUCACUAGUAAUUCCUGAUCAAUACGUCAUAGGAUGCUCUAUUUUAAAGUAGCUCUAGCAUCCUACAACUUAGGUGAAAAGUAGCUGAUUUCACAAUUAACACUAAUAACUCAGAUUUCUCUGUAUUUUAUUGCUAUGUGUCACCAUAUUUAAAGCUAGAUCUUUUGUGUGGAGUUGAUAGACAUUAAGAUUGGUACAUUUUCCUUUGGAAACUACAUUAUUUAGUCUCAUCCCAGCGGCCACUAGACACCAAUGUAAUGUCAGAAAGAAUUUGGACUCUCAUGUCAGACAGAUGUUAAAUUUCAUUUGGAAAUGAAAAUUGGGUUGUCGGCUAACUGACGUUGAGUUUUGCUCACAAAUUGAAUGCUGAUUGAAUAUGUUUUAUAUAUCAAGAUGGUGUUGGCAUUAGACAUUCAGAAGACUUUGGUUUUAGUUACUUAGUUACAGCUGCUGUCAGUAUUCUACAUCAAAUUGACGUUGGCAUUUAACGUUGUCCUGACGUUGAAUUUUGGUCACCUGACGUCACAACCUACACUCAACCAAAUAUCAACAGCUAACAAAGUUUUUGGUCCAGCUGCAUACCUGCAGGGAUUAUUGAUGUGCCAUUUUUAUAUCAUAAACAAAACCCACUGUCUGAAAAAAAAAAUGUUUGAUCAAAUGAUUCAAGACCAUCUCAUAUACCAGCAGCCAAAAAAAAGACUUAUAUAAUAUGAGAUGCAAACAGAUGAGAUACAUAUCAUUCAGGUGAAUGUUGGUAAUGUUGCUUCAGAGGCCUUUGGAAACACAAAGAGUGGAAUGGUAAUGUUUUGGCUAAUAAUAAAAACUGUACCUGUUCAGAUAAAUGAGGUUUAUCUUAUAAAAUCUUAAUUUAAAUGCAUGUACACUGCUGGAAAAACAGUGUCUGCUAACUGCUAGCCACUUGCACUUAUGCCCGAUAACUUAAAUCAGUAAAAGUUCAAGUGCUGUCAUAAAAUCAUGGUCUGUUGGCGGUGUAAGCAAAUGUAUUUUGCCUAUUGUCUGAAAAGUUAAAUUGAAUUUUGCUAGCUGUGUGGCCAAUCAAUAACUCGUGUUAGCUUAACAGCAGCCACGGCACACGCACAAACUGAAAACAUAAUUUCCAUGACCUGCAAUGUUUUUGAUGCAAAUUGUUGUUUUCAUAAUUCAGCUUCUGUCUAAUGUGCAUUGUGCUUUAAAAUUGAAAUUCAAUUGAAAAUUGAAAUUGAAACAAAGAACUAGUAAUGCAGUGAAACAUUAGCUCCAAACAUUUGCUAAAUAAGAUGCUUAUUGUGAAAUAAUGUGUGUAUUCAUUGAGUUUUCAAUGUACAGUAGAUUUAUUUUUUCAAAUCAUUUAUUUUUGUAAAUUAUGAAUAAAAACAUACAAUAUUGAAAGUGUACUUUCUCAUAAGAUACCACACAGACCAUUGCUUUUCCACUAUGUUGACUAAAUGAUUGAUCUGUCACAAAAUGAGCACAAGACAACGCUUAAAUCUUAAAAAAUAAAUAAAUUAAGGCUCAACUCCUAUAUAUGAUAUAGUCUACUUAAUACUCACCCAAUUACAAUAAUGACUCGAUGAUGGAUCCUACAAUUUCUACAGCGAAAUGAAACUGCCCCAAGCCCACAGACCCUCUGCUCAAGGGCCAGGGUCACUAUGUUGUUAAAGGUCUUGAAUAGGAUGUAAAAUUACCAGUAAAGUUAACAAAACUUCUUGCAUUAAGAAGAAAAAUUUAUAUUCCAUGUAUAUUUUUAUAUUUAUUUAUUUGAUAUUUGUGAGUAUGAAUAAAAUAGAAAUAUGCACACGCAGUCUUCAGAUUUAUAAAAUGCUGCUAGUGGGGUUCCAUAAAUCUUAAUUAUUGUGAAACUGUGUUCACUAGGGCAAGGCUGUGUCCACUCAUGACUAAGUGUUGUUAAGAUACACAUACUGCACUGUGCACACAGUAAACACACUUUUAUCACCAUCACAAUUUAAGUGCUCACAAGUCACAAAUGCAGGAGUACCAAGUACUUUUCAGUAGAUGGCAGUAAUGCAACAUAAUGCUUGGAUCAGAGAUGAUACAGAACUCAACAUGCAAGUAACUAAUGUCAAGCUGACUUCUUCCUCAUUUCAGUCAUAUCUGACAGAAAACCUCUUACAGACAGAAGGCAUUUGUGCUUGUAAUUACCUGUGUCACUUGUGGCUGAUUAACUUGUUACAAAGUUAGCAAGCCAAUCAUUACCAUUGCAACAGCUGGCUGCACUUUUUUUUAACUAGUAACUUGUUUGCUUAGUUAAUUAAUAGUUGCUUAGUUAAAAAAUAUCACCUGUAUAAGAGUAAUUGAGAAUUGACCAUGGUGAAAUUCAGAAUUAAGGUUGUUUAAACUAAUGGCAUAUUUGUGCCAACUGCAGUUGCGGUUUUGAGUUAUAGUCUUUUAAAGUUUUAUUACCCUUAUUGACAUGUUCCAAAACUAAAUUAAUUAAAAAUAACUAUUAUUUCUACCCAUCACUUAUUUAAUAGAUUUACAUUCUUCUCAAAAGUUACGAAGUAAGGGUUUCCGGGUAAAUUCUAAAUUGACCAAUGAGCUUGCGCCCUGUCAUUUCUGAUAACUUGCGUGAGUGGACGUCAACGUCUUUUUCUCAACAUGAUAGGAAGAAACGGGCAUUUUCAGCAAAUGGACGAUUCAGUUUGCAGAGAAAUGUUUAGUCAAAAAAAAAAAAAAAAAAAGAGCGGCGCUCAGGAGAGGAACGGUAGAAGAGAACAGGAUGAGUUUAAUGCUAAAAGGGUGAAACUUUUUUCUCACCAUGCAUCAGGUUCAUCGAAUGCUAACGUUGACGUGCAGCCGGAAGCUAACGUUAGCUGAGUUGGCUACGCUCUCAAUAGAGAACAGCAGAGCCAGGAAUUUGGACUUGAGCAGUGUUGCUAAUGACUUUGCUGAGCGAAGGCCCGACGCUUGAACUUCUAAUGGUUGGGAUGGCAUUACCAAAGGCAGUAGGAUACAUCAUUUUUCUUCUAGCUAUAUUCUACAGUCUGGAGAAUCAGGGAUACAGA
Molecule: messenger RNA, 10285 nt
Organism: Seriola aureovittata
Lineage: Eukaryota; Metazoa; Chordata; Actinopteri; Carangiformes; Carangidae
Exons: 42
Coding region: 220-6966 (2248 amino acids)
Biological process (GO): cell surface receptor signaling pathway; G protein-coupled receptor signaling pathway
Cellular component (GO): membrane
Molecular function (GO): G protein-coupled receptor activity
Source: RefSeq, a predicted model, not a curated record